Messenger RNA from Temnothorax curvispinosus, 2932 nucleotides. RefSeq names its product pyruvate dehydrogenase phosphatase regulatory subunit, mitochondrial. Lineage: Eukaryota; Metazoa; Arthropoda; Insecta; Hymenoptera; Formicidae. Gene Ontology annotation, cellular component: cytoplasm; mitochondrial matrix; mitochondrion. Gene Ontology annotation, molecular function: protein binding; oxidoreductase activity. The transcript has 14 exons. The record is from RefSeq and is a predicted model, not a curated record. Bases 45 to 2750 code for a protein of 901 amino acids.
ACGUGAAUUAGCAGAGGCGUUAUUUUAAGAAUCUCGAUUGCCCGAUGAUUAAAAUGUGGAAGCAAUCCAAACUGUUGUACAGCAGAUGCACAGUGCGUGGGAGGAAGGCUCUCUCGCGCGGUUACGAAACUGGGGGAGCGGCGACGAAGAAAGAGACCGACGCCGCGGCUUCGGAGGACUCGGAACAUGCGCUUCCUAAGGAAGCACGAGUUGUUAUAUGCGGAGGCGGAGUUAUGGGAGGUGCCGUGGCGUAUCACUUGUCCCUCAUGGGACUGGGACCGGAGACUAUUUUGGUAGAAAGUGGCAGGCUAGGAGGUGGAACAACGUGGCACGCGUCAGGAUUAGUAGGAGCCUUCAAGCCCAGUCUAGCACAAGUGAAACUCGCUCAGGAUAGCAUCGCCUUGUACAAGGAGCUGGAGAAGAAGGGCCUCACGACAGGAUGGAAGCAGUGCGGCAGUCUCUCGUUGGCGAGAACGAGAGACCGCAUGACCUCGUUCAGGCGAAUGAAGGCGCAAUCUGUGUCACGCGACAUCGAGUGCCACUUGGUUUCGCCGGAGGAAAUUCAAGAUCUGUGUCCAUUGUUACACGUCGAGGAUCUGGUGGGAGGAUUGUGGAUCCCAGGGGACGGCGUCGGCGAUCCGUAUCGGAUCUGUUUGACGUUGAUUCAAGAGGCACAACGAAGAGGUGUUACGGUAUUCGAGAAUUGCGCGGUUACGAAAGUUAUCAAUCAGAAUAGCCAGAUAGAAGCGGUGGAAACGACCCGCGGUACCGUCAAAUGCCAGCAUUUUGUCAAUGGCGCCGGAUUUUGGGCGCGGAAUGUGGGUAAACUCAGUGAGCCGUAUGUCAAGGUACCGCUUCAUCCAGUGGAACAUUAUUAUUUGCACACUAAACCUAUUGCUAAUUUAGAUCCGAUGACACCCGUUAUACGCGACUUGGAUGGGUAUACCUAUUUUCGAGAGAACGAAGGGCGGCUGUUAGCCGGUGGUUUCGAGCCGGUCGCAAAACCAGCGUUCGAAGACGGAGUGAUUCCCGAGGGCACGGAUAAGCGAUUUUUACCGGAGGAUUGGGAUCACUUUCAUAUUUUGCUGGAACAGAUGUUGCACAGAAUUCCAAGUUUAGGAAACGCAGUUCUGGAGAGACUCUGCAACGGGCCUGAAGCGUUCUCUCCAGAUUGCAGAUGGAUCGUGGGAGAGGUGCCGGAAAUACGUAAUUACUACAUCGCAGCCGGGAUGAAAACGGUCGGAAUAUCCGCCGCUGGCGGAGUCGGUCGCGCAACGGCGGAAUUGAUAGUUAACGGCUCGACUUCGUUAGAUAUGUACGAGUUAGAUGUCUCGCGUUUCCUCGGGCUGCAUAACAAUCGCAAGUUCCUGCGCGAUCGGGUGCGAGAGGUGCCUGGGAUGCACUACGCGCUGCAGUAUCCGCAUCUCGAGUUCAAAACCGGACGAAAUCUGAGGAUGUCGCCGAUUUAUCCGAAGCUCCGAGACGCGGGCGCCGUUUUCGGCCAGGUCAUGGGCUACGAGAGACCGUCCUGGUUUCAGCCAGACGAUGACUGCGAUUUGGAGUUUCCCGACGGUUUUCAGAGAUACAAAAUAGCUUACACGAAUACCUUCGGUAAGCCACCCUGGUUCGACGCGGUCGCGCAAGAAUACGCUGCUUGCAGAGAAGCGAUUGGUCUGAGCGAUUAUUCCUCCUUCACCAAAAUCGACUUAUGGUCGAACGACACGGAAGUCGUGGAUUUGCUGCAGUACUUGUGUUCAAAUGAUGUGGAUGUGCCCGUGGGAAGUAUUAUUCAUACCGGUAUGCAAAAUCAUCGUGGUGGUUACGAGAACGACUGUAGUUUAGCGCGGAUCGCGCCGAAUCAUUACAUGAUGAUUGCUCCAACCAUUCAACAAACGCGUUGCAAGGACUGGAUCCACCGUCAUCUACCGGCGGACGGUUCUGUCGCCGUGUCGGACGUCACGUCGGCGUACACUGCGAUUUGCAUAAUGGGACCGGCCACCAGAAAACUGUUAACUGAACUGACAGACAUAGAUUUAAAUCCAAAGAACUUCCCGUUUUUCACAUUCAAGGAAUUGGAUGUUGGACUUGCCAAUGGCAUUCGUACGAUGAAUUUAACGCACACGGGAGAACUUGGCUACGUCUUGUAUAUUCCAAACGAGUUUGCAUUGCACGUCUACACAAGGCUAAUAGAGGCCGGAGCGAAAUACGGGGUGAAGCACGCUGGUUAUUAUGCGACGAGAGCGUUACGCGUUGAGAAGUUUUACGCAUUUUGGGGACAAGAUUUGGAUACCUUCACCACUCCCUUGGAAUGCGGAAGAUCAUGGAGAGUAAAAUUCGAUAAGGAAGUCGACUUCAUCGGCAGAGAUGCUCUUUUGAGGCAGCGUGAGCAAGGAGUCCAGCGGAAGUACGUACAGUUACUGUUGAACGAUCACGAUCUCGAGUUCGAUACUUGGUGCUGGGGUGGCGAGCCUAUUUAUCGAAACGGAAAGUAUUGCGGAAUGACAACGACCACGGGUUACGGAUUUACGUUCAAGAAACAGGUAUGCCUUGGAUUUGUACAAAAUUUCGAUUCGAAAGGUCAACCGCAAGAGGUGACGAACGAGUACAUAUUAUCGGGCGAUUACGAAGUGAACGUCGCGGGUAUCAUGUACCCCGCAAAGUGUCACUUGCACAGUCCGAAUUUACCGACCAAAUUUCCCGAUAAAGAGAGAGACGCUUAUCACGCCACGCGCGACCAACAGUCUGUGUAAUCUCUCGUUCAGAAAUAACGCUUUCAAAGUCUGUACAAACGAUGUAUAUACAUAUAGCAAAAGAUUGAAUAAAUCGUUUAAUAAUUAUCACUCAAAAGUUGCUACAUCGAAAAAUCUAAAAGUCGCAGUAGAAAUUCUUCAGGAUCAAAGAAUCUUGUAAAUAAAUUACAUUGGGCCUGUCA